This is a messenger RNA of Columba livia (rock pigeon), 1023 nucleotides long. RefSeq names its product olfactory receptor 6C74-like. Gene Ontology annotation, molecular function: G protein-coupled receptor activity; olfactory receptor activity. Gene Ontology annotation, cellular component: membrane. Lineage: Eukaryota; Metazoa; Chordata; Aves; Columbiformes; Columbidae. Gene Ontology annotation, biological process: G protein-coupled receptor signaling pathway. The record is from RefSeq and is a predicted model, not a curated record.
AUGGUAUUUGAGACUGCCUGUGGUAUUCAGGCCUUGCAAAUGAGUCUGACAAAGGGCUUGCAGGAGAGUCUCAACUUCUCACCCCCUGAAUCAGCUUUUGGAGGGCAGUUCAUCCUCCUGGGUGUUCUUGAUGAUUAUCAACUCCAGUACAUGCUCUUUACCAUCCUGGUAGUCACCUACAUCUUGACAAUAACCAGUAAUAUUCUCAUUAUCACCAUCACCCUGAUGAACCAUCAUCUUCAGACUCCCAUGUACUUCUUCCUCAGGAACAUUUCCAUCUUAGAUAUUUGCUUUACCACCACUGCUGUCCCCAAAGCACUGGCCAAUGUGGCUUUACAAAAAUCAAUUUCUUUAAGGGGCUGUCUCAUUCAAGCAUCUCUACUUCAUGCUGGUAGCACUGAGAUUUUCCUGUUAGCUGUGAUGUCCUUUGACAGGUACGUGGCCAUCUGCAAACCUCUACACUAUGUGACCAUUAUGAAUUCACAGCUCCGCAGCCUGCUGGUGAUUACUGCCUGGACUGGUGGGGCUAUCUGCAUUCUUUGUCCAUCAGUGGUGUAUUUCCAGAUCCCAUUCUGGGGUUCAAACACCAUUAAUCAUUUUUUCUGUGACAACACACAAAUGAUUCAGCUCAAAUGUGGAAACACCAGGGUCCCAGAGUGCGUGAAUUUCAUCUCAGCGGUGUUUAUCCUACUGGGCAGCCCAGCUGUUACAGCUGUAUCCUACAUCAACAUCAUUAUUAUUGUGUUCAAAAUCCCUUCUGUGACUGGCAGACAAAAAGCCUUUGUCUCCUGUACCUCUCACCUCCCUGUGGUGUCUGUCACGUAUGGCAGGUGCAUUUUCGUGUAUCUCACACCCACCCAGACCAACAGACUGAACCUCAGCAAGUUGGUGUCCAUCUUGAACACUGUGGUGUCUCCUCUGCUCCAUGCAUUCAUCUAUAGCUUGAGGAAUGCACAGUUUCAGGUGACGUUGUGUGAGAGCAUUAAAUGGAAUAUAGUAAUUUCUAAACACCCAGAAAUUUGA